AGGAAGAAGCUUCCAGCCUCUCGUGCUCAUACCCACAGCCAGGCUAAUCCAAUCCAGCUCUUUAAAGCCCAGAGAGGGGGUGGGGACCUAAACCAGCAUGAUCCCCCUGACUCAUUUCCCAAUAAUGUGAGUGAGCCUGCAACAGCUUUUGAAAAAGCCUGACUGUGCAUUGUACUUAGCGUCUGAUGGUAAAGGGGAUGACCAGAUGAGUGUGUGGAAGCUGACUGGAAUCUGAAGAAACCAUCUAAACUGUUUAGAAGUUAAGGGUGGGGACCCACUUCAUCUGGAAAGAGAAGUGAAAAGAGAAGUAAAAGAGGAGUGAAAGAAGAGCACCGGUAUCGUUGAACAGCCAACUGCUAAAGGUCUCAAUGGAUCUUGGACGUUACAUCAUUCUUGGCAUUUGUGCUCUGAGUGCAGCUGUUUGGGGUUGUCCACCACAGUGCAAAUGCAAGGACAACAGAAUUAUAUGCCAAGGCUAUGAAAUUCAAGACUUUCCAUCCGACAUCCCUGCAACUACAGGUGCUCUAUAUAUUUCAAAUACCAGCAUUUCUUCACUGAAACCAGCCGACAUUGAUGCAUUUUCUGAGGCUCUCUCAAUAUUUGUCAUCAAGGAUUCAAGAAUAAAUGAAGUACAGCCCCACAUGUUCGACAAGACCCACAAUCUUAAGGCCUUAGGGUUAACAGGAACUGAGCUAGUUUCUCUACCAGAGACUCUGUUUCAGAACCUGCAGUUGCUUUCAUCCCUCACACUGAGCAACAACAAAUUGAAUGACCUCUCCUCAUCUCUGCUAACUCCUCUUCAAGCUCUGAAGACCUUAGACUUGAGCAAAAACAAGCUCAGUUCUGUUCCAGAGAAGGCAUUUCAGGGUCUAAUAAAUUUGGAGCAGCUCGUGUUGCAGAGAAACAGCAUUAGGGAACUGUACAUGGGGACCUUCUAUGGAUUUAGCAAGCUUAAAAUAUUGUCCCUCCAGUAUAACAGUCUAAAUGCGCUUCCAGGCAAUGUCUUUGAGCAGCUGGUUAACCUCGAGACACUGCACCUGCAGAACAAUGUUAUCACGCACUUAUCUGCAGAACUUUUUGCGCAUCAGCAGAAGCUGCAAAAGCUCUAUCUCUCUAAUAAUCGGUUAUCUUCACUUCCGAGGGGCAUCUUCUUGAAUCUUCCCAAUCUACGCCAGAUCUCACUUCAUGACAACCAGCUGCUAAGUUUGUCUGCUGGAACCUUUGGCUUCAUGCCCCUCCAGGACCUGUGGCUGUACGACAACAUGUUGACCCAGCUUGAGGAAAAUGUGUUCAGCAAUUUAACUCAAGUACGUCUUUUGGUGCUCAGCAGAAACCAGAUCUCACACGUCUCACCUGGAGCCUUUAAUGGAUUGACUGAGGUGGAAGAAAUUUCACUGCACACCAACCGCCUGGUCACCCUUGAAGAAGGACUGUUUCAAGGCCUCCCAAAGUUGGUCAACAUAUCACUGGAAAACAAUAUGAUUGAGGAUCUUCCAGGGAAAUUUCUUGAUGGUGCCUUCAAUCUAUUUCAGCUGGAGCUUCAAAAUAACUCUCUACCAUAUUUAAGGCAGGAGCUUUUACACUCACUAACCAAUAUUGACAAUGUGGUGCUUGCUGUAAAUCCCUGGAAGUGUGACCAUAACAUUUUACCGCUUCGCAACUGGCUUUUAAAGUACCCCAAAAAAGUAAAAAACAUCACAUCUCUUACAUGUCUUAGUCCUUCACACUUGACAGGCAUCAGUAUAAUAAAUCUCAGCGAUGAUAUUUCUCAAACACCCACUUCUGGAACCACUGAAAAUAAACCACUUACUCCCACGGACAAACAACGAAGGCCUCACACUCCCCCACCCAGAAGGAGCACCCUGGCACCUGCCAACUCCACAUCAUCCUCAAAGAAAGGAGAGGACACCAGCAAUGAUCAGAGAGAGGUUGAGACAAUGUCUAAUAACCUGUACAUAAUCAUUAUUGCUAUAGUCUGUACUGUAGUGAUUGUCACUAUAAUCAUCUGUGUUGCAUUAUGGAGGAGGAACAAGCGGGGAAGUCGAAAUUUACGCCACCCAAAUCCGAAUUCGGUUAUCUAAAGUUUAAAUGUGUGUUCUACUAUUUGCUGAGGAGUAGCACACUGGUGUGCUAUUAAGUAAGACAAAAUAAUGGCUUAUACAAAUCAUUCAUUUUGACACUAUUUCAAAGUUUAUUGCAAAAGGUGAAAAAGGGCUGGAAAGAACUGCUUACUAACCUGUGUGGAGUGCCCUUUUAGGUGCUGGAACCAUGAAAAGGGUUUUUCACCAAAUAAAUAAAUACAUUACGAUGCAUACAGCAUCCUUCAUUAAUCUAUUUAAAAUGUCCAAUAAGUAUAAAACAUUACAUUUCUGUAUCGGAAAAAAACAACAAUUAAGUCUCAAUAACUGAAUAUAACAUCAGCAUUUAGUCCACUUUUCACAGCAGACUUGUCAGGUUUUCAAAGAGCCCUGCAAAGUUCAGUCUUAGAAGUUGGUUGCAUUUUCAGCAUCUCAUGAUACAGAUAUUGCUAGACACAUUCAGUGAUGUUGAGGUCUGAACUUUGGGGGGGGUCAGUCCAUUGUUCUGCGAACAUCAGCAGCUUCUUUGUUUGCUUUGCAAAUUUCCUCUUUUUUUGUCUAUUUCCUUUUCUCAGUUCAGCUUCUUGACAGCUACACAUCCUUUCAGAUGCAUAGUGUUGUGCUGUCUUCUCACAUUGGAGCGAUAGACAGAAACAUGUGGAUUUUUUCAGAUCUGAUGCAAAGGUGGAGCUUGAUUCCCUGAAAAUGAUCCCUUUUUCUCUAUAACUUUAAACAACUUAAACUCCAGUUUUGGAAAGUCCUGUGUUUUCACUUUAACUUUCCCCCUCCUUAUGGAAGUGCUUUAUCCUAUAUACAAUCUGCUAAGAUACUGAUCUCUUGAAAAAGAACAAUUUGUACUUAAUGGUUGUUUUUACUAAAAAUGAAAGCAAUGAAGGAUAGUUUCUGACUUUUGCACAGUAAUGUAUAUAUUAAUAAAAAUGUAAAUUGUACUUUUAGAGACUGCUUUUAGAGAUUUUACUUUUGCCUCUGUACUGUGUUUGACUUCAAAGAAGUGAUAUGCAUUUCUUUUUUCCUUUUCAUAUCUAAUAUCUAUUAUGGCAAUCAGAUUUUGAAAAUAAUUUCUUAAUUUUUUUGGUUAAAUGAACCAAGCAACUGUAAUUGACAAAGAUGUUGUGUCAAUAAAAUGGGAAAUGAAACAUUGCAUAAAGAAACUUCAUGUCUGGUCGUAAUGAGUUAUUGCACUUUGAUAUAAAAAAAACAUAUUUGUUAAUAAUUUUGAGAUAUGUCAUUAAAUAGUAAGGGUGUAAUGAUACACAAACCACAAGCCAAUUCGAUUUUAUUCAUGGCACUGGUUUUGGGAUUCAAUAUUUUGAGCAUGACUGAAGCAAAAUUGUUGACUUUAUCCAUCCAUCCAAACAAUGCAGUCACAUUGUAUGGCAUAAUAAAUAGAACUCAUAUUGUCCACAGCGCAAAUUGUCACAUUUUUGCAUCAUGAUACAUUGUUACCCCCACAGUGAAAACCCUGCUCCCAAGUGUGCAUGUAUCUUUAUUUUCUCACUUAAUACAUGGUUCAUGGUAAAAGUAACUGUAAUACUGAUUUUUUUUUACUGGAUUCUGUGUGUUUGUAGUAUUUGCACUUCUUCAAGCUGUUUUACAGAAGAUAUAAGAUAUAAGAUAAUCUGAUAAAAUUAAAGGAACUACCAAGAC
This is a messenger RNA of Pygocentrus nattereri (red-bellied piranha), 3746 nucleotides long. RefSeq names its product leucine rich repeat containing 15 (gene lrrc15). NCBI's taxonomy places the organism in Eukaryota, Metazoa, Chordata, Actinopteri, Characiformes, Serrasalmidae. The coding region runs from base 369 to 2081 and encodes 570 amino acids. Gene Ontology annotation, cellular component: extracellular matrix. The transcript has 2 exons. Gene Ontology annotation, molecular function: protein binding. The record is from RefSeq and is a predicted model, not a curated record.